This is a messenger RNA of Eimeria tenella, 942 nucleotides long. RefSeq lists its product as uncharacterized. NCBI's taxonomy places the organism in Eukaryota, Apicomplexa, Conoidasida, Eucoccidiorida, Eimeriidae. The record is from RefSeq and is a predicted model, not a curated record. The transcript is spliced from 2 exons. Bases 1 to 942 code for a protein of 313 amino acids.
AUGCAAACAGCAGCAGCAGCAACAACAACACCACCCGCAGCAACAGCAGCGGCACUAGCAGCAGAAGUAGCAACAGCAGCAGCAACAGCAGCAAUGCGAACAGCACUUGCAGCAGCCACAGCAGAAGCAAUAGCUGUAGUAAUGGCAACAGCAGCAGCAGCUGCUUCUCAUCCCGCUGUAAAUGCAAGAAAAUCAGCAAAAACAGCUGCAGCAACAGCAGCAGCAGCAACAGCAGCAGCAGCAACAGCAGCAGCAGCUUUCCAUCAGAGAGUGCGUCAGCGUCAUCAGCAGCAAAAGCAGCAGAGUUGUAAACCACAGGGCCAGCAAAAUGCUCCACCACAAACUGCAAGUUCCCUGCAGCAGCAGCAGCAGCAGCAGCAGCAGCAGCAACCGCAGAAGCAGCUAUGGCAACAGCAGCAGCUGCAGCAGGCGCUGCCUAUAACCACUGUGCAGGGAAAGCAAAUUUUAGUAUUAGCAGAAGGGGAGGCACACAGCAGCAGCAGCAGCAGCAGCAACAGCAGCAGCAGCAACAAUAUCGGCUGCUGGCAAAAGGGAGGGGCACAACCCGCAGCAGCAGAGCCAAGCACGCAGCAGCAAGCAGUAGCAGCAGCAGCAGCAGCAGCAGCAAAGGCAGCAGUAUCGGCAGCAGCACAAGCAGUAACGGAGCUGCAACAAAUAGCAGCAACAGCACCAGUAUCUGCAGCAGCAGCAACAACAACAGAAGCAGCAGCAGCAGCAGCAGCAGCAGCACCAGCAGCAACAGCAGCAAACACAGCAGUAAGAGCGGCACCAGUAGCAGCCAUGCAAGCAGCAACAGCAGCAGCCCCAGCAGCAGCAGCACGAAUAACAGCAGCAGCAACGGCAGCAGCAGCAAAAACCCUGCAAACAACAGCAGCAGCAGAAACAGCAGCAGCAGCAGCAGCAGCAGCAAUUACUCUUUGA